Tachyglossus aculeatus (Australian echidna) is the source of this 6687-nucleotide messenger RNA. RefSeq names its product glucosamine (UDP-N-acetyl)-2-epimerase/N-acetylmannosamine kinase (gene GNE). The transcript has 12 exons. The coding region runs from base 139 to 2397 and encodes 752 amino acids. The record is from RefSeq and is a predicted model, not a curated record. NCBI's taxonomy places the organism in Eukaryota, Metazoa, Chordata, Mammalia, Monotremata, Tachyglossidae. Gene Ontology annotation, molecular function: N-acylmannosamine kinase activity; UDP-N-acetylglucosamine 2-epimerase activity; hydrolase activity, hydrolyzing O-glycosyl compounds. Gene Ontology annotation, biological process: UDP-N-acetylglucosamine metabolic process.
AGGGUGGGGCUUAUGGAUCUGGAAGGGAAUUCAGGUGUCUAUCAAUGACUACACUGUAGCUGCUAAAUCAAGAAAGCCAACAGCUGCUCUGCUCAGCGACUCAAGGCACACGUUGGGGCACAAAGCCAGAGCUUCAGGAUGGGAACUAAUGUGCAUCCUCAGAAGGAGCAAUGCUUUCGAGGACCUCAUGAACUCUAUUUCAAGACUCUGUCAAAACAAAAAAAAGUGAUGGAGAAGAAUGGAAACAACCGAAAGCUUCGUGUUUGUGUUGCUACGUGUAACCGAGCUGAUUACUCAAAACUUGCACCUAUCAUGUUUGGCAUUAAAGCAGAACCACAAUUCUUUGAACUUGAUGUCGUGGUACUUGGCUCUCACCUGAUUGAUGACUAUGGAAACACCUACCGUAUGAUUGAACAAGAUGAUUUUGACAUAAAUACAAGACUGCACACCAUAGUUAGGGGUGAAGAUGAGGCUGCCAUGGUGGAGUCCGUAGGCCUCGCAUUAGUAAAGCUGCCAGAUGUCCUCAAUCGUCUAAAACCUGACAUAAUGAUUGUGCAUGGAGAUAGGUUUGAUGCACUGGCCCUGGCCACAUCUGCUGCCUUGAUGAAUAUUCGAAUUCUUCAUAUUGAAGGUGGAGAAGUAAGCGGGACCAUAGAUGACUCUAUCAGACACGCUAUAACCAAGCUGGCGCAUUAUCAUGUGUGUUGCACUCGAAGUGCAGAACAGCACCUGAUCUCUAUGUGUGAGGACCAUGAUCGCAUCCUGCUAGCAGGCUGUCCCUCCUAUGAUAAACUUCUUUCUGCUAAAAAUAAGGACUACAUGGGCAUUAUUCAUAUGUGGCUGGGUGACGAUGUAAAAGCAAAAGAUUAUAUAGUUGCACUACAGCAUCCCGUGACUACUGACAUUAAACAUUCCAUAAAAAUGUUUGAAUUGACAUUGGAUGCCCUUAUCUCAUUUAACAAGAGGACACUGGUUCUGUUCCCAAAUAUUGAUGCAGGGAGCAAGGAGAUGGUUCGAGUAAUGCGAAAGAAAGGCAUUGAGCAUCAUCCCAAUUUCCGAGCAGUUAAACAUGUUCCAUUUGACCAGUUCAUACAACUAGUGGCUCAUGCUGGAUGUAUGAUUGGUAAUAGCAGCUGUGGUGUACGGGAGGUGGGAGCUUUCGGUACCCCCGUAAUCAACCUGGGAACACGUCAGAUAGGAAGAGAAACAGGUGAAAAUGUUCUUCAUGUUCGGGAUGCUGAUACCCAAGACAAAAUACUGCAAGCUCUUCACCUUCAAUUUGGCAAACAAUAUCCAUGUUCAAAGAUAUAUGGGGAUGGGAAUUCUGUUCCAAGAAUUCUGAAGUUCCUUAAAUCUAUCGAUCUCCAAGAGCCUCUGCAAAAGAAGUUCUGCUUUCCCCCUGUUAAGGAGAGCAUCUCUCAAGACAUUGACCACAUUUUGGAAACUCAGAGUGCCUUGGCUGUUGAUCUAGGUGGAACAAACCUCCGGGUUGCCAUAGUCAGUUCCAAGGGUGAAAUAGUUAAGAAGUAUACGCAGUUCAAUCCUAAAACAUUUGAAGAUAGAAUAAAAUUAAUCCUUCAGAUGUGUGUGGAAGCUGCAGGAGAAGGUGUAAAGCUAAACUGCAGAAUUUUGGGAGUAGGUAUUUCCACAGGUGGACGCGUAAAUCCUCGUGAAGGAAUUGUGCUUCAUUCUACUAAGCUUAUUCAGGAGUGGAGCUCUGUGGAUCUGAGAACCCCAAUUUCAGAUACUUUGCAUCUCCCUGUCUGGGUGGACAAUGAUGGUAACUGUGCUGCCUUGGCAGAGAGGAAAUUUGGUCAAGGAAAAGGACUGGAAAACUUUGUGACCCUGAUUACUGGCACAGGAAUUGGUGGUGGAAUCAUUCAUCAGCAUGAGCUGAUCCACGGCAGUUCAUUUUGUGCUGCUGAACUCGGGCACUUGGUGGUGUCAUUGGAUGGACCAGAUUGCUCAUGUGGGAAUCAUGGGUGUAUCGAAGCGUACGCCUCUGGAAUGGCCUUGCAAAGAGAAGCUAAAAAACUACAUGACGAAGACCUGCUAUUAGUGGAAGGAAUGUCAGUGAAAAAGGAAGAAACUGUCAGUGCCCUUCAUCUCAUCCAGGCAGCUAAACUGGGCAACGCAAAAGCCGAAAGUAUCCUCAGAACAGCAGGGACAGCUCUGGGCCUUGGUAUUGUGAAUAUCCUGCACACCAUGAACCCCUCCCUCGUCAUCCUUUCUGGAGUCUUAGCAAGCCAUUAUGUUAACACUGUCAAAGAUGUGAUCCGCCAACAGGCCUUGUUCUCUGUUCAGACAGUGGAUGUGGUGGUCUCGGACUUGGUGGACCCUGCCUUACUUGGAGCUGCUAGCAUGGUUUUAGAUUAUACCACACGCAGAAUAUACUAGAGAUUUCGUUUGUGUAAUUACUAAAUAGGUUGGUUUUAACACGAGGGUUUUUGAUUCAACUUUGAUAAUCUGUCUUCUGUUUUACCAAAACAAAUGAUACAUCUCCUUAAUUUAGCUAGCUUGGUUAGCCAGAGGUACCUUUUUGUCCCCUUUUUAGAGGCCUCAGAUUUGCAGCUGUUGCUGGAAUAAGUAUUCAUCGAUAUGGCUUUUUUUUUUUAAGUAGUAGUUAAGCACCUUCAAAGUUCUUAGUGACCACAUUUCUCUAUGCCUGAGACAUUUAGGUGAUGGAUUGGGUUAUCCAGGACCUCCCGAAGAAGCUCAUUGCUAGGUAGAUACAUGCCCACCUUUGAGAUGGGUACACCUCCAUGUGUGAGUGUGUGUCCCCUAUGUGUCCCCUACCCCCAGCAUUAAGUUCUGCACAUCACCUGGGCUGUGUGCAAGAUAAGACUUCAUCCUUGAACUGUCAAAUUCCUGGAGUAAUGUUGUGAAAUUCUCUUGUUCUUAUUUAUCGUAUUUUAUUUUUGAAAGAAGUUUUUCCAAGUUACUGUUCAGAGGACAAACUGGCAAAUGUCAGUUUACACUUCUGGGGCAUGUGGUUGGCUGGAGGAGGAGCAUUGUUUGAGGACACCUUGAAGGGAAGCAGGCUUGGUCCUUCAGGCUGAAGAGCAAUUUUGAUGUGGAAAUUGUCAAGCAGAAAAGGGGAGCUCAUGUGGAGUGUGGGGAGUUACAUCUGGGAUUGUCCCAGCCCUUUCCCCUCUUUUCCUCCUGCUGGCAAAGGACUGUCUGUGUAAGGUAAUGCCAAAUUGCAGUUGAAUGUGGAGUCAGCAAUGCAAAGUGAAACCUAACUUACCUCAAGUAAGAUAGGGCAAGAGAACCAAAUCUGGUUCAGUGGCAGUAUCUACCCUUUUCAACACUACCCUAGCACUUAUCAUCUUGUAUAGAUUUGGAUCCUUGUGCAUUAUCUGUUGCACCAUUCAGCAUUUUUUUCCAUCAAGAAGUCCUGCACUGCAGCUAGAUUUGAUGAAAAAGUGUUAUGCUGAUGGCAUAUCCAGUGUGGAUGAAACACAAAUUAGAGAUGACUGCCUAAGGAGCUAGAUGGUAUUAUACGACUGACACAAGAAUUAGUGUCUUGAAGCAUGACUUCUGUAGCACUUGGACUAUAAAGAAAUCUUUACUUGUAUUGCAAGAAACUGUAGGUCAUCUGCAAAGAGGGGGGUGUGUGUGUGCACGUGCGUGCGUGCACACGCACUUGUAUGUACAUGGUAAAUUCUCUCUAAAUCAAUGGUUCAAGCUUCCUGAAAAUACUAGCCUGUUGGAUCUCAGGUCUAUUCACCUACUUGUUUGACAAAUCUGGCAGAGAGUCAUAGUGAGGCAGUCACAUGACCUUGCCCUCAGCUUCUUCCCAGAAGCUCACGGCUAGCUGUUGGGACCAGUAGUUUCUGGAAAUGAGUUGCCUGCCCUUUUAGGAUCUUGCCACUGGCCAAAAGGUAACCCCCAUUCCCUAAGUUUCCUGAGUGCAAUAAUUUUAUGGCUUGCCAUUUCUCCCACUUUUCUCACUCUUGGCCAACUUCUGAUGAAACGUUAGUAGAACAGUGCUUGGCACGUAGCAAAUGCUUAAAUACCAUCAUUAUUAGUAGUAGUUAAUAUAAGGAGUACCUUGUGUUCAUAGAGUGUUGGUCUUAGGGCAUGGUGGCGGGUAAACUGUUCGUUGGAAAAGCUAGACCAGUUUAACGGGUACAAGCAGUCCUCAGACUUACAACACAGUUGGUUCUUGAAAAAAACUUAGCCUGAAGUUGGAACCACUUUUCUCACAAGAACAAUCUUACCAUUGGAGGAUUGGUUGCUGAACCAAGGUCAGAUACCGAGUAUUUUGUUUUUAAAUCCAAAUUACCCUAUUACAUAGUCAACCAGAGCCGAGUAAUACGGUUAGAGUAAUACGUUUAUACUGAAUUAGGUUUCAUGCUAGGAUAGCUGACUUAUACUUUACUGAAAGUAAAAUGGGCAUGUUGGCCUUCCCUGGUGAUGCUCUCCCCAAUUUCAGCUUAUAAAAUUUUCUCUCUUCCUUAUGGCUCCGGGGCAGCCCCGGAGCUAGUGCCAUAAUGGAGACUAGUGAAGUCAAAACUGCUGUGUGUUGUAAAGCUUAAAUAGGGUAUUUAUUUAGAAACAUUCUAUAUGAAGUAGAGGCUCUUUGUAACUCAUAAUGUCUGAAGUUGAGGACUGCUUGGAUUCUGUUUUAAACCAGCACUCGCACUGUGUGUCUUAUCAGUCUUGUCUUAUUCAGUCCUCCUUAUCAAGCCAACUUUCAGCUUUAGACAGAUGCUGUAGUUGCUGUGUUCUAUUGUAGGUUAUUUUUGGCAAAACUGAGACAGCCACAAUUAUAACCUAAUCAUCAAAUCAGUAUUAGUCAACUCCACUAUCAGCUUAUAUCCUAAGAAAGGAAAAGUGUGUCACAUUUGAAAUUCCUGGCUGCUUAAUUUAAUGAAGUCCAGAAGGUGUGUAUGUUGUCCAGAGGGCAACCCUUUUACUGAAAUGUUUUGGUCAUCACAUCCUACAGCAUUAUCCCGGGAUGGAAGACCAUCAAACAGGUGCUUUUAGGCAAGGCGGCGAAAGUGAGAACAACCACCGUUACCAUAUUUACUUACAAAACUGCCCUACUUUUUUCCCCCCAAAAAACUGUGCAACACCAACAGAGCUGGGGGUGGGGGGGAUGCGGUGGUCUUAGAAGAGUUAAGUAUAGCAAUAUGGAGAGCAGUUAUUGCACUCUUCCAAGUGCUGCAUUACAUCCUCAUGCACAUACACUUCUCUUCCUAUCUGGAGUUUGCAGGCACUACUCAAACUCCCCUUCCCCACUGUGAGCUGGCUGUGCUGCCAUUAUGUUCUGAGCCUUCUUGUCUUCCUAUCCCUUUGCACUAAAGACUGCUCACAAUUAUGUAUGAAAAAUAAUCUUUUCAAAAACUGGGGUGGAGGUACUCAUCUAAUAUGGUAUUUCACUUAUGAAAAGCCUCAAUGCCUGCAUAUGCCAAUUAAGUGGACGGGGACAAUGUCUACCCCCAGUUAGUGUACUCUCCCAAGCACUUAGUACAGUGCUGUGCACCCUAAGUGCUCAAGUGAUUGAGUUAUAGCUAGUAUGCCAAGUGUUUACUAAAGAUGCAAUAUUACGCCUAAGAAUUCUGAAGUCUUCAUGAAUUUAUAAGGCUAGAAUUGACUUUUGUCUUCCUUCUUAAAUGGCUUCACUUAAGAAUGCUUUCUUUCCAAUAUUUUCAGGGCCUUUUCAUUUGUAAAUCUCCUGCUGACUCUACAGAAUGUAGACUAGAGCAACUCCAUGCUCUACACUUAUGGCCGUGGCUUAUGGUAUACAGCACUUCUGGUGCCAGAGUAGGAUAGCCAGACAUUACAUCUGCUGUCUUGCCUUCUACUUCAGAAUGUUGUUUUAAUCUAGUACUUCUAGUACUACUCUGCCUUGCUAGAAAAUCAUUAGAAGUCUGAGAGCCAUUUCCAGCAGUCAGGCUGGCAAAAUAUCGGAGUUGUACUUUGAAACCAACUUGGUAUGUUAUUUAAUAGUGAGAUGAAUGAUGUAAUAGCCACUUUAUACUAGAGUUGUCAAACUGUAGUUUAGUGCCCUGCACACAGUACUCAAGUACCAUUUGAUGAUGAAAAUGCAGCUGAAUAAUCAAACAAUUGAGGGCAAGUCCAGUCAAAAAUCUCUCACUCCAGGAGUAAGGUGCAAGAUUGUAAACUCCUAGAGUGCACAGAUGUCUACCAAUUGUAUUGUAUCGUACUCUUCAAUGCACUUCAGUCCUCAUAUACCAUUGAUUAAAGCUAAAAGAUGAUCUAUAAAGCCAUCCCAUAUUGUAGUAAUGUGCUGGACUGUGCUCUUAAGCUUAAGCAUUCAAGAGCCAAGUCAAGUAAAAGCAUGUCAGGAUGUCCAAUAGAUGGACAGAUUGUAGAGAGUACAGAUUAUAGUCACUCAUUGGGCUUCACAUGGUAUUACACAGAUUUAGAGUUAGUUAUGCAGCUCAAUAUUGAUUAAACUUAGUUGCUUUACUAAUGAUGAGAACACUCUGUGCAUCUUUUACCUAAUUACUAUACCCUACACUUAGACUUUUCCAAGCCUACACACCACAGCAUCCCUGGAUGUUGUUUCCUUUACAAUAAAAUCCAUCUUGACCAGUAUCCUUUGUAAUGUUGUGAAUUAGGUCUUAUUUCUUUACCCAUGGAUUGUAUGGUCGAUUCUUGUUAUAAAUUCUCCGAUAAUUUAAAACCAUUAAACAUACUUUUUGAAUACUUUAA